Molecule: messenger RNA, 498 nt
Organism: Anoplophora glabripennis (Asian longhorned beetle)
Lineage: Eukaryota; Metazoa; Arthropoda; Insecta; Coleoptera; Cerambycidae
Product: neuroligin-4, Y-linked-like
Exons: 1
Coding region: 1-498 (165 amino acids)
Biological process (GO): neuron cell-cell adhesion; postsynaptic membrane assembly; presynaptic membrane assembly
Cellular component (GO): cell surface; synapse; postsynaptic membrane
Molecular function (GO): neurexin family protein binding; signaling receptor activity
Source: RefSeq, a predicted model, not a curated record
AUGGCCCGCAGUUACGUUGAUUUGCGAGCUUUCCGGCUAUGUUUGUUUAUGUUACUGCUCUCUAAUUUAAUAAAAAGUGAUGCGGUGCCCGAUCAGAGAACACCGCUAACCUCUCGCACGGUGAGGACUAAGUACGGUGACGUGAGUGGCGUGAUAGUGACAUUGGAUUCCAAGCAUCUCGAGCCCGUGGAGAUUUUCAGGGGGAUUCCGUACGCGAGCCCUCCUCUGGGCAGCCUGAGAUUCAUGCCCCCUGUGACGGGGGCCCUUUGGCAGGGCGUGAAAAUCGCGGACAAGUUCAGCCCGGUAUGCCCGCAGCGACUGCCGGACAUCGCUAACGAGACGGCGGCCCUAAAGAGGAUGCCGAGAGGACGAUUGGAAUACUUAAAAAGGCUAUUGCCUUACCUACAGGAGCAGAGCGAGGAUUGCCUCUAUUUGAAUAUCUACGCCCCCGCACAAGGUAGGAGUUUCGUGCUAGAAUUUAGUUCCAAAUUAAGGUAA